AUGUCAUGUAGAGGAAAACUUAUGCUAGAAUUAGCAUUAAAGGCUAAGGAAAACAGUGAAGAAAACCCUGAGGAAAAUAGUACAGGAUGUGAACUUCCUGUUGACCCUCAAAUCAAUGAUGACCAUCUGUUGCCAUCAGCAAGCAUUACGGGUGCAAGCUCUGCUUCAAAUAACAGGAAGUCUUCUUCUAGUAGUGACUCGUCCUCUAGUAGUGACUCGUCUUCUAGCAGUGAAUCAUCUUCUAGCAGUGACUCAGAAACUGAAGAUAUUGACACAGAUGAUUCCGUGAAAGAUAAGGACUAUAUCCCAAGCAAAGAGGAAGAAGAGAGUUUUAACCUUGAAGAGAAGGACGCAGUUGAUACAAUUCCUGUACUAAACACACUUGAUAUCAAUGACCGGCCAAUAAGAACAGCUUUAGCAAAGCAAAGCAGAGUUGCUAAUGUUCUUAUGGAACCUGAUAAGAGAGGCCAACAUGGUAAUCAAGUAACUGUUGAUCCUGAAAUUAGGAAAGGCGUCAAGGCACAUAUUGAGUCUAUCCCUCAGAUAGAGAGUCACUAUACGAGAGCUACAUCAAGUAGGACAUUCAUAUGCGGCUCUAAAACAAUUGCAGAAAUUCACCGCGAUUAUGUUGAGAAGUCCAAACAACAAAAGGAGGGCACGGUGGAUGUGGUGGUGGAUGUGGGCGGCACAAGUGGCUCCCUCCCUUCCUCCUUCACUUAUGACGUCUCACUGUCACCCACCAUCAUUGGCCUUUCCCUCCACACCCUCUCCCUCUUUGGUGAGUCAAGAGGAACAAACUUUGGCACUUCAGGAUCAGUUCAUAUCGGAUCAGAGCUGUGUUAUACGACUCAUUGGAGUAACAUCAGCGUGAGCUGUCUUACCCCGGCACUGUCGGCUGGCACUCAUACCCUGGUACUCUCCGCUGAUGGCUUUGGUGCUGCUGCCAGGGAAGUGGAGUACGUACUGCAGGUGACCUCGGCCUCAGCUACCCAGGGGUCAGUGAAGGGUGGCACGCUGGUCAGGCUGGAUGGCACAGGCUUCAGCUCGGAUUGUUCCCGCCUCAAGGUGAAGCUGGGCCAGGUGUAUGAGUGUGAGGUGCUGCAGUGCUCCGAUGAGGCCCUCACCUGCAUCACCAGGCCCAUCACCACCAACCACAGGAUUGUGAAUGUUGGCACCAGCUCUGAGACUGUAUCAUGGUAUCCUCGUGUGCUGGAGGUAGUGGAGGGAGACUCAGUAACCUGGCAGUGGAGUAAGGUGUCUGAGAACUCACAGCUGCAGUACGGAGUGUGUGAGGUGGCCAGCCCUGUGGAUAACUGUGAGGACGCUGAUGGUUCUGGCUUCUUCUCAGGGACACAGACUGCUGCAGGCUCUUUCACAGUGGCCUUCCCCCAGCAAGGCAUCCACUAUUAUGCUGGCCCCACACUGCCUGGUGGUGUGGUGAUGCGGGGCCAAGUCAACGUGGUACGGCCACCUCAUCAGGCCCUCAGGAUGGCCGUACUGCUGGGUGACAAGGAAGCCACCUACCAGGUUGCCGGGAGUCAGGUCGUCAACAUGAGUGGCUGUGACCCCAUCCUGGAGAUGCCUCUGGACGGGUGUGACCUCCCCGACCUGACCACACCAGAAAAUGGAUACCUGUACUUUCAUUUCCACACCUGUCACACACCUGUGGUCUCUGCCCUGGCCUCCUCCACCACCCACACUGUGAAGGGCCUGAGCGGCCUGCAGGUGGUGGGCGGCGACUCUCUCACCAUCACUGGAUCAGGCUUUGGUGACCUGGCCUGCCAGGUAGAGGUCAGUGUUGGUGAAGCAUCCUGUAGUGUGACCUCUGCUUCAGACACCUCUGUGACCUGCGAUCUGGACGACCUGGACAACCUGAGGUCGGGUGCAUACCUGCCCAUCACUGUCAAGGCAAUCAACAGGGGCAUAGCAGUGACAGACAUCGCAGGGUACAGCAGUGAGGGCCGUGUGGUGGUGGUGCCGCAGGUGUCCUCCCUCAGUCCCCUGGAAGGCUCCCUGGGUGGCAGCACCCUGCUCACCAUCAGUGGAAGUAGUCUGCAGGGUCUGGUUGCCUCUCCUGUGGUGCUGGUGGGGGGCCAGACCUGUGUGGUGCAGAGUGUCUCCUCCACCACAGUCACCUGCCUCACUCCACCCUCCACCUCUGCCACCGUGGCCACCUUCACUCUGACUGUGGCCGGUGUGCCGGCCAAGAUGGACACCCUUACCUUCACCUACAGUGAGGCACUCACCCCUGUGGUCACCAGCAUGGCAGUGCAGGGCGAGGAAGUGACAUUGUCUGGCCACAACUUUGGCAGUGACAACACCAAGGUCACCAUCACUCUGGUGCAACAGUCGGUCCCCCAUGGCUGCCGAGAGGUGCCUCAGGAGGAGGAGAAGGAAGACUUGAUGGUGGAAGAAAGGGAAGAGUGGUGGUGGUGGUGCUGAAGGAUGAGGUUGAGGACUUCCUGGGUGUGGAGGCGGGUGAUGAGAUGGACUGCCUGGUGGAGACAGUGGCCGAGGAUGAGGAUAACGUGCUCAGUGGUAAGUACCUGCAUGGCCUGGGGCAGAAGGCGAGGCUGUCCCUGGUGGAUGUG
This is a messenger RNA of Scylla paramamosain (green mud crab), 2591 nucleotides long. Its product is annotated as fibrocystin-L-like. The transcript has 12 exons. Lineage: Eukaryota; Metazoa; Arthropoda; Malacostraca; Decapoda; Portunidae. The coding region runs from base 1 to 2442 and encodes 813 amino acids. The record is from RefSeq and is a predicted model, not a curated record.